Punica granatum (pomegranate) is the source of this 1118-nucleotide messenger RNA. The record is from RefSeq and is a predicted model, not a curated record. NCBI's taxonomy places the organism in Eukaryota, Viridiplantae, Streptophyta, Magnoliopsida, Myrtales, Lythraceae.
AACUUUGAACGUUCAAAAUACAUGAGAAGGUCAUUUCACAAACUCCGAUAGAGAGUGAGAGUGAGAAUGGGAAGAGGACCAAGUAAUGGGAGAGGUGAUAAGUUGAACAAAGGGGCAUGGACAGCUCUCGAAGACAAGAUACUAAAAGAUUAUGUCACAGCCCAUGGUGAUAGGAGGUGGCACAUUGUUGCCAGAGAAGCCGCUGCAGGUCUGAGUAGAAGUGCGAAGAGUAGCCGGCUCCGAUGGCUGAAUUACCUAAGGCCAGACAUCAAGAGAGGGAAUAUCACAAAGGAUGAAGAGGACCUCAUCAUUAGGCUUCACAAGCUCUUAGGCAACAGGUGGUCUUUGAUUGCCGGGAGGCUUCCAGGGCGAACAGACAAUGAAAUCAAGAACUAUUGGAAUACUAAUCUAAUCAAGAAGCUCGAGAAGGCAAGCCACACUAAUAACAGGAGAGUGAAUGACCAAACAAAGACGAAAAUCGAGACGUUUGAGACGGAGAAACCAUCAGCACUGCUUCAACACGACAUCGCGAAGUUGCAAUUCCUAAAUGACGACAUCUGCCUAGACCCCGCCAGAUCUGGAGGUAGAGAGUCCUUAUUGGAUCACAAUAAUUCUGGCUAUUGCUGCUCAGCAGCGACGACUCUGGUGGAGGUCUCGGGACAGCUCAAAAUGGAUUUCCUUGUUGAUGAUGUCGACCGAUCGAUAACUAACUUGGAGUAUGAGUUCUCAAGGUUGCGUGAUUAUGAUGCCUGUCUUACCGGUUCAGCAAGUAAUGCAUGCAGUGAAGAUUUCCUCGGUCAAUCGUUCCAAUGGUUGCCUGAAGGAUUCUUGGACAAUCGGAGCUGGGAAUUCGCUUCUGGGGAAGAUUGGGUUAUAUAAAACAGCAAAAAUAAAAAGAAGAUUGCAAGCUUUUUAAUUUUAAUUACAGAAGAGGUUGAGGGAGAGACAUUUUCUUUUUGUGGUCUCAAGAUGUCAAUAUGUGAAAAAUCAUUUUCCCGAUGAUGAAUUUGUUUGUUGGAAUAUUGUUUCCACGGUCCAUAUUUUGAACUACCAUUUGGUGAUCUAUUUGUAAAUUGAAAGAAAAAGGCCAUUGAUCCACAAUAAGGUAAUCUAUAAAU